AUGGCGUACUCUAUACAGUUUGCUGCCCUUACAGCCUUGUCCUUUUUGGUUUUCCUUUUGACUAUCAUCCUUUACACACAUCUUGCCUUAGAUGCCCAUCCCACUUCCGACCAUGCAAGCAACCGAGAUGUUGUCUCUCCCCAUGCCAUUAUUGGAGACAAAGAGGAAGCCAUCAUAGAGGCUUUAUGGCCCGAGGAUGGCCAGGAUACAACGUUUUUCAUGUCCUUGAAUUCCUGUGUAGAUGGAUGCGGGCCAUCAUCGCAAGACAAAUCAUCCUCCAACAAUGAGCAGAAAAAGUUGAAAGUUGGCCUUCUCGCACCACCUGGAAGGAUGAGUCGAGCAUUUUUCUCUUUCUGUAAGCAGCUAGCACAACAGAUAUCCAAACAACCGGCUGGAAAAGGUCAAGAGAGUGACACAAUUCAUUGGAUCCCAACUCAUCAUCUACCUUUUACAAGCAACGAAUAUACGCAUAUCAUCCGUUUUGCCAAUGUCCCAUUGCUCUUAGCUACAGGAGAUGCAUUGCAGACCAUGGUUACGACGUCCCAAGUGCCAGCAAGCGAUGUUUCACAAAUCGUCUGGCAAGACAUCAAUGAAACCACCAAGCUUCUGGUCAGCUGGCACUGUCAAAUCUCUAACUUGGUGGAUGAAGGUACGGUUCCAUUGGUGACCAUCUCCAUGGAAGAGCUGGAACAAGAUUCGUAUGAGCAAGAGAACAUGCUCAUGAGCUUUUUAACGUCUUCGACUACAGAAGAAAAUGAUAUGGGUGGCGCCGACGGGAGCGGAGACGGAAAUAUUGAGCCAACCUUUGAUGAGUCCUUUAUCAAAGAAACGAUUGGUAACAUAAAGCCAAUGCUGAAGCAAGUGAAUAGAGUAUUAUUGAAGGAGAUGAACAAAGGCCUUGUAACGCUGACAAAACAGACCAUCAAACAAAGCUUGCAUGGGGUGCAGGGUUGUCCAAGUGAAGCGGGCUUGUGGCAUCCGUCGCGGCCCUUGCCACGAAUGUUGUAUUCGUUUUUAAAGACUGGAAAGGUAGAGGAUGACCUUGCGCUAUGCGAUGGACAUAAUGCAGCUAUGGCUAUAUGCACGAUGUUAGAGGAAGCUCGUGCGCAAGUUUUAGACAUAACACCGUCCCCUUGA
Messenger RNA from Cylindrotheca closterium, 1137 nucleotides. The record is from the annotation of a GenBank genome assembly. Lineage: Eukaryota; Bacillariophyta; Bacillariophyceae; Bacillariales; Bacillariaceae.